GGCGCUGUGGAGGACAGCUACUGGAGGAGGUCCUUCCACCAACACAGGAACUACACGAGAACAGGGUCAGAGGUCAAGAUGGGUCGCUCCUCCAAAGACAAGCGGGACAUUUAUUACCGUCUGGCCAAAGAGGAGGGCUGGAGAGCGAGGAGCGCCUUCAAGCUGCUGCAGCUCGACCACGAGUUCAACCUGUUCACAGGUGUGAACAGAGCCGUUGAUCUGUGUGCAGCUCCUGGCAGCUGGAGUCAGGUCCUCAGUCGGAAACUCAGAGGGCAGGAGGAGAAGGGCGAUGCUGGUGAGGAGGUGAAGAUCGUGGCGGUGGACUUGCAGGCCAUGGCUCCUCUGCCAGGAGUCACUCAGAUCCAGGGAGACAUCACCAAGGUGUCGACAGCUCAGGAGAUCAUCCGUCACUUUGAGGGUCAGCCGGCCGACCUGGUGGUGUGCGACGGAGCUCCAGACGUAACGGGGCUCCACGACGUGGACGAGUACAUCCAGGCUCAGCUGCUGUUGGCCGCUCUGAACAUCACAACUCACGUCCUCAAACCUGGAGGGACGUUUGUGGCCAAGAUCUUCAGAGGUAAAGACGUGACUCUGCUGUACUCUCAGCUGAAGAUCUUCUUCAGUGGUGUGACCUGCGCCAAACCUCGCAGCAGCAGAAACUCCAGCAUUGAGGCCUUCGUGGUUUGCCAGAAUUACUCUCCUCCUGAAGGUUACGUCCCCAACAUGUCCAACCCUCUGCUGGAUCAUUGCUACGAUGUGGACUUUAACCAGUUAGAGGGUCCCAACCGCGUCAUCGUUCCCUUCCUGGCGUGCGGUGACCUCAGCGCCUUCGACUCGGACAGGACCUACCCUCUGCAGCUGGAUGCUGGUAAACAGUACCAGUAACCCCCCACCCAGCCGCCGAUCGCCCCCUACCAGCAGGCCUGCCACCUGCGCAAAAACAACCUGCUGUCCAGAGAAGACGCUCCGUCCAACCGUCCCAACCAGAGUCAAGACGAGGCGGGUCCGUCGGCCGAGUCCACCUGAUUCGUCCAAUAUUUUUAAGAAUAAGCAGAGUUAUCUUUAAAGGAACAGUCCGGCAUUUUGGGAAAGCCAUCUUCUCUGCCUGAUACCAAGAUGGAAAUCGGUUUUGUUUCUCCUUUGCAGCGUGGAACCAGAGUGUGUUUAGCUUAGCUUAGCACAAAGACUGCAAGCAGGGGGAAACUACUAGCCUUUUCUUCAAUCCAGUAUUUGUGUUAAGCUAGGCUAAACAUGCUCUGAACCAAUCACACUGUACCAGAUAUACUUCCAAUCGGAUGUUUUUACUAUUUAGAUUUCAUGUGGAUUUUUUUGUAGCAGAUUCUUCAUCCAUUAGGCGUGAGGAAUUGUAAACAUUUUAUAUUUUAAAAAUAAAAGUCAUCUCUUUGAGGCA
Messenger RNA from Anoplopoma fimbria (sablefish), 1411 nucleotides. RefSeq names its product putative tRNA (cytidine(32)/guanosine(34)-2'-O)-methyltransferase. Gene Ontology annotation, molecular function: tRNA methyltransferase activity. The record is from RefSeq and is a predicted model, not a curated record. Gene Ontology annotation, cellular component: cytoplasm. NCBI's taxonomy places the organism in Eukaryota, Metazoa, Chordata, Actinopteri, Perciformes, Anoplopomatidae. Gene Ontology annotation, biological process: tRNA methylation; cytoplasmic translation.